AUUUAAAUAGAGAUAGAAAUGGUCUACAAGUGUAAUCUAUCCCUAGUUGCAAAGUUGUGACAUGUUUUAUUUUUGUUAAUCUUCCCUUAAACAAAUAUUAUAUUUGACUAUUCGUUGUCGGAAAAUAAUAAUUUGGAAAACAAAACCAAACUUAGUUAGUGAGAAGCACUUUCCAUUAUUACCUCCCCCCACCAACUUCAUAUCACAGUAACAAUGUUUAACAAUGAUACCACUACCGACGCCGGAGCCGUCGUGCCGACUUCAUCUGCUACAGUUCCCUCCACCAUCUUCCCCGGCACAACCAUCACUUCCAACUCCACCUUCAUCAUCUUCGGACCUCCUCCACCGUUCCCAGCUCCUCCUCGGAGCAUCGACUUCACUCCUAUCAAACUAAUCUUCGCCGUCAUAGCAAUCGUCGCCGUUCCCGCCUUAGUCUACGCUCUUUUCUUCACUACUCCAUCUUCUUCUCGCCGCCGCAACUCCUCCUCAUCCUCCCGCCGUAGCAGCAGCUCUUCCUCCGACGACACACCUCAUGUCACCGUCGAUAUCACACCGGCCGAGAUAGACGCCACCACCACCACCACCGUCACGCCUGAAUCCGUAAAGAAAUUAAAGAAAGAGACUCAUUCAAAGGAGAUCGGGAACGAAUGCACAGUGUGCCUGUUGGUGCUCGCCGACGGCGAAGAGAUCCGACAACUGAGCGCGUGUAAGCACAAGUUCCACGUGUCGUGUAUUGAGAGGUGGCUUAAAGAUCAUCCCAAUUGUCCUAUUUGCCGAGCAGACGUCGCCGUUAAACAAACCGAAGCAGACGCUAACGUUAACGUGAAUCGCAGCGGUGGUGGAAACCGUAGAGUUUCUGCGACCAAUAGAGAUGACGAUUGGCGUCAAGGUCUACCUGAUGCUUCUAGUUUAGUUUGA
This is a messenger RNA of Eruca vesicaria subsp. sativa (arugula), 918 nucleotides long. NCBI's taxonomy places the organism in Eukaryota, Viridiplantae, Streptophyta, Magnoliopsida, Brassicales, Brassicaceae. The record is from the annotation of a GenBank genome assembly.